Molecule: messenger RNA, 6288 nt
Organism: Phascolarctos cinereus (koala)
Lineage: Eukaryota; Metazoa; Chordata; Mammalia; Diprotodontia; Phascolarctidae
Source: RefSeq, a predicted model, not a curated record
CUCAGGCUCCCUGGCUGCUGGAAGCGCUUUAGGGAAAGCGGAGAAAGGCCUUAAUACCCUGCGUUUGGGGGGUUGGCGUCCGUUUCUGGAGCUCAUUUGAGGCUCUGGCCGCUCCUCCCUCCUCCCUCUGGACAAAGGCCAGCCCUGAUCGGGCCUGUGCUCCUCAUUUGCGCCUCUGAUCAUUGAAGCCUCGGAGGAUUUCUGGGUAACCGACGGUGCUGACCGCCUUGGCCAUCUCAGGGGCGGAGGCUUCCCUGGCAUUUCCUUGGGAUCUUUUCUCCUAAGCUCUAGUGAUAUUUAAUCUCAAGAUGUCAGAAGGCUUUUCUGUCCCAGUUCCAGAGGAACAGAAGGAAGUUUUGAAAGUGAAAGAAGAAGACUGUACUUGGGAACAGGCAUCCAGCCAACCAGAAUUAAACAGUUUUACCCAGGAGGCCUUUCGGCAGCGUUUCAGACAGUUUUGCUACCAGAAGACAACCAGGCCCCGAGAGGCUUUGAACCAACUAUGGGUGCUUUGCUGUCAGUGGCUGAGGCCUGAGGUGCAUACAAAGGAGGAGAUUAUGGAGCUGUUGGUGCUGGAGCAAUUUCUGACUAUCCUUCCCCAGGAGCUCCAGGCCUGGGUGAAGAAGCAGUUUCCACAAAACAGCGAAGAAGUAAUUACUAUAUUGGAGGAACUGGAGCAACAACCGAAUGAAGGUGGACAAGAGAUUUCAGUUCUUGCACAAAGACUAGAAGAACACUCAGAGGAGACAGAGCAUCAAGGAGAAUCCCAGAAGUCACAAAGCCUCCAGCUGAAGUAUGAAUCUCAGGAUCGCUGUCCCUUACAAGAGAAUGCUGUCCCUGUUUCGCAGGUUUCUUCUCAUCACCAGGGGGAACUCCUCAGGGACCAGACAGUGGUAUCAGUUUUUAAUUCUACUCAAUCCCAGACAUUGGUGAAGACUGAGGAAGAAGUGAAGUUCCUUGUUUCAGAAGAGUGGCAGUGUUUUGACCCAGCUCAGAAGAAUACAUGUGGGAAUGUGGCACUGAAGAAUUUUAGGAACCUUGACUCGUUAACUGGAGAGAUCAUAAUUAAAGAUGGAAUGUUGCUUCCAAAGCAAGAAAUUUCUAAAGAAAUAGACUCACAAGAAGAGGUCUCUCAUGCACUAAGAAGAGAUUGUUCACCUCAGAUCCUUGUUGGUCCUCCUGUACAAGCUGAAAAAAACAUUGAAUUUCUGAAUACUCUUAAAGACCGUAAUCCUGGGGAUUUAUGGUCUAGAAUGCACAUCUCGUCAAUGGAAUAUGCUGCAGGUGACAUCACACGGAAAGAUAGGAAAAAAGACAAAACAAGAGUAAGUGAAUUGCUACAAGGUCUUACAUUCUCUGGUGAUUCUGAUGUUGAUGAAGAAGAUGAAGUUGAGUCACACCCUGCUAGAAAGAAGCAGAAAGUAACUACUUUUACAGAAAAGAAAUGGAUCAAAAGAGAUAUUCAGCCCAAUUUUCCAAGCUGGUCAGCAUUGGAUUCUGGAAUUUUGAAUCUCAAAAGUGAGAAACUAAGUCCAGUCGAGUUCUUUGAAUUAUUUUUUGAUGAUGAAACAUUCAAGUUAAUUGUUGAUGAAACAAAUCAUUAUGCCGCUCAGAAAAAUGUCACCUUGGAAGUUACAGUUCAGGAAAUGAAGUGUGUUUUUGGUGUUCUUCUUUUGAGUGGAUAUAUUUGUCAUCCCAGGAGAGGAAUGUAUUGGGAAACUUCAGAUAAAGAGCAGAGUCUUGUUAGCAAUGCAAUUAGAAGGGAAAGGUUUGAAUUAAUAUUUUCAUACCUCCAUUUUGCAGAUAACAGUUGUCUAGAUCAAUCAGACAAGUUUACAAAAUUGAGGCCUCUUAUAGAUCAAAUGAAUAAAAAUUUCCUCUUAUAUGCUCCCUUGGAGGAAUAUUAUUGCUUUGACAAAUCAAUGUGUGAAUGUUUUGAUAGUGACCAAUUCUUUAAUGGUAAACCUAUUAGAAUUGGUUAUAAAAUAUGGUGUGGGGCAACUACCCAGGGUUAUUUAGUUUGGUUUGAACCCUAUCAAGUUGAACCAGUCCUAAAAGCAGAUAAAGAUCAUGACCUUGGUUUAGGUGGAAAAUUAGUAAUGAACUUUGCUAACAUUCUCUUGGAGCGAGGACAGCAUCCUUAUCAUAUAUGUUUUGACAACUUUUUCACAAGUAUCAAACUAAUAUCAGCUCUGAAGAAGAAAGGGGUGAAGGCCACAGGAGCAAUUCGUGAUAAUAGGACUGAAAAAUGUCCUUUGAUGAAUGCAGAAAAUAUUAAAAAAAUGAAAAGGGGGUCAUUUGAUUUCAGAGUGGAAGAAAAGGAAGAGAUAAUUCUGUGUCGUUGGAAUGAUGAAAAUUCCAUCAACCUGUGCUCCAAUGCUGUGGGCAUAGAACCACUGAGCCAAGUAAGCUAUUCUGUUGAUGAAAAAAAGAAAAUUCAAGUAAGUCAGCCAUCAAUAGUUAAGUUGUAUGAAGUAUGUAGGUAUGGUGUUGCCAAGAUGGAUGAAAAUAUUUCCAAGUACAGGAUAAGAAUUAGAAGCAAAAAAUGGUAUUCAAUUUUGGUAAGCUACAUUAUUGAUGUGGCCAUGAACAAUGCAUGGCACCUAUAUAGAAUCUGUUGCCCUGAUACUUCUUCAAGUCUUUUGGAUUUCAGAAGAUGCAUUGCACAUUUCUAUUUGGAGAAUAAUGCUAAUCUAGCAGACUAAGCAAGAUAAAGUCAGCAGUUACAUACAGAACUAAAAAGUAAAUAUACCACGACUUCCCACUUAGAACAUCAGUACUUCAAUAAUUUAUUGGAGGAACAAAUUCAUUAAUUUAGGUACUUCCUCCAUCAUUACAUCCUUAACCUCUGUGAUUCCCCCAUAGUGCACCUACUCAAUGCCCUAGUGGCCUUCCUCUGGUUCUUUUAACCCUCCAAAGAAACCAGUGUGUCACUCAGACUAUCCAUUAUCCCUUAGUAUGUACUGGGGCCAAGCACUUUUCUAAUCAUAUUACAUAUCUUAAAUAAUAUAUUUUAUAUCAGUUCUUACAAACAAAUUAUCAUUGGCUAUCUGCUACAUCCUACUAAUGUCUGCUGCAUCUCUCCAUUGUCCUGUGGAUUAUCUGUGAUUUUUUUUUAUAUUGUGGAAUUUUAUGAUAGCUAAUCAGCUUCAACAAGAGAAUAUUGAUGUUAAGAAAGAUGGAUUUUUCUAUUAGAGAGUAACCUGGGAUCACUGAAAGCACUGCCUAUGUAUGUAGUGGUAUACAAAGUCAAUGGGUUGCCUAUCCAAACUACAUGCCAUGAAUAAUAAGCAUUUUCACAAUUUUUGUUUUUCCUAUUUGAUUUCUUAGGUUUAAGAAGUCACAUAGUUUUUAAAAUUUCUUUUUAAAUAUAGUUUUGUGCUUGAUUGAGGAGGCCCCCUAGUAUUCUUGGGCUUGAUACAAUCAACGCAAUGUCAUUCACAAAUAGGUUAAUCUGGAACUCGCCGUUUCUAGAAAACCCCUCUGCACAAGACAUCUUCUGUAACAAUGGCAAACACCUUUCUUAAGUGUAUCCAUUUUAGGCCUCAGUUGAUAUUGAUCAUCAUAAAAUGAUUGAACAAAGAUAUCUUUGUGGGUCCAUUUGGUAGAGAAUCAUGUAUAAUUUUAACAUAUGCAUGGGAGAGAGAUCUUUGAAGUCUAUAUUUUGCUCAUUCAUUAACAUCUUCUGGAAAGACAGCUUUGAAGUCUGUGUAUUGCUCAGUAAGAUGUAUUUCUGUAAUCAACAAAUAAUAAUUAUAAUGGAAGCUUGUAUUCUUUUUGAUUUUCUAUCAACUGUGUGACUCUGGGUAUAUGGUCUACAGUAGAAAAAAAUUUCUGUAAGCCUGCCUAUUGCUUUAUCAUAUUUUCAUUGAGGAUAUACUAUACAUAUGUAUGUAUAUGAAUAUACGUAGGUGUGUAUGUAUAGUUUACAUAAAGAUAAAGUAGAUAUGUAGUUAGAAGUUGUUGGUAUAUUUUUAUCAUCUUUUUUAGGUAAGAAUAACUGUAAUCCAUUAUUAUUUCCAAUUGUGUUAUAAUUCCCUUAUUCCUUUAUCUUAAAGAGUCAGUCCUUCAGGCAAAAUAUAAUGACUUAUAACAAAGAAUAAACUGUCAAAAUUGCAUAUAAUCCUAUGGUAAAUUCCAAGUAUUCCUCAUGAAAAGGCCAGAACUGAGCAAAAUUUUUGAAAUACAUGUUCAAGAGUCAAGAGAAAUACAGAAUGGUAAAAUACACUAGAUCAAUUAAAAAUAUCAUAUGAUGAUGAAUUAUUUACUUCUAAUGGAGGAAAGAGGGAAUGUUCUCUCAGAAUUCUAAUGACCUCAAUGAUCUCAGAGAAAGUUAAAUAAGUUAAAUAGAAGGCUGUGGGAUUAUGUUUUCAUUACAUUAGAAGAAGGAAAUAGGAAAGAUAGGGCAGGAAAGAAGGAGGUAGUAUCUCUCACAAUAAAAGUGCAUGAAAUAAAGAUUAUAUAGAAAUUAAGGAAGAGAUGGGUGAAGUGAGCAUCCCAUGAAUCUUACUUUCACCUGAACCAGAGAAAAGAAGGUUGAACACACACAUUUAUUCCCACACAUACAAAGGGCUUCGUAUAGAAAUUUAUUAAUGGCAACAGGGAAAUAGGAGGAAGGUUUAAGAAGGAAGGAAGUACAGGGAGGAAAUACUAAGCAAAAUAGAAUUCCAGCAUCAGGGGAUCCUGAAGAGGAAGUUUCAAAAAUCUGUAAUUAAGGGUGUGAAAAAGGGAAGAGAAGAAAGAAUGGAGUUAGAAUGGAAGCAAUCCUUCACAAUUACAGAUCACCAGUGUUAAGCAAACUUCUUUCUUUAGCCAUCUUUUUUGUAAAGAGGGACCUUGGAGACAAAAAGAAGGGAAAGUAUAAGAAUAAAGGAUGUAGGGAAAUACACAACUAACAAUCAUAAAAAUGAACAUGAAUAGCAUGAUCUCACCCAUAAAACUAAAGGGGACAGAAUAGGGUAGCAUCCAACAACAUGCUGCUUAAAAGAAACUCUUGAGAUAAAAAUUCAGAGUUGAAAUCAGUAGCUACAGUAAAAUCCACUAUGAUUCAGGUGAACUUUUUAAAAAAAUAGUAACAGUAAUGAUUUCAGACAAGACAACAGUGAAAAUGGACAUGAUAAAAAGAAAUAAGCAGGGAAACAUGCGUGUACUUAAAGGCUAACCUGAUAAUGAACCAGGGACUAAAUCAAGAUGGUGGAGUGAGAAGAAGCACUUUAUUCUAGCUUGCCAGUAUCCUUUUUCUACAAUGAUCUACAAAUUCUUAUUGGGAAAGGCAAGAAAAAGUCAUAGUGAGGCAACUUUGGAUAAGGAUUCACUAUUCAACAAAAAUGAAAAUCCAGGAAAGUACUCUGGCAGAAUUGGCUAUAGAUCAGCAUGUUACAGUAAAUACCAAGAUAAGCUCCAAAUGGAUACACGACUUAGACAGAAAAGGUCACAUCCUAAACAAAUUAGGGAAGCAAGGAAAGACAUAUCUACCACAACUAUAGAUGGGAGAAAAAUUCAUGACCAAACAAGUAUAAUAGGAAAGAUCACAGAACAUAAAAUGAACCGUUUUGAUUUGGUUUUGCUAGAACAAAACCAAUGCAGAUGAAAAUAGAAGAGAAAUAGGUAACUGAGGGAAAAAUUUUUGAAGUAAAUUUCUCUGAUAAAGAUCUAAUAACCAAGAAAUAUAAGAGGUUGCUUCAAAUUUAUAAGAAGAAAAAUCACUCCCAAAUAAAAAUUAUUCAAAGUCACAGUUAGUUUUUCUUUUUCUUCCCUUUUUUCUUUAUUUUUGAAAUUUAGAUUAUUAUUUAUUAAUUAUUGAUUAAUAGCUAAGAGUUUUAGUAAUGACUAUAACCAAUUUCUGCAGCUUAGAUUUGGAUUUAUUUUGUAUAGGCCUUGGUAGAAAAGUUUGGAAGAGACUACAUACACAAUUGAAAUUAACCCUGCCUCUUGAAGGAAAUAAAGAAAAUGGAUGGAGGGCAAUUCAACCUUAUCAGGAGAUGUUUUUCCUACCACUAGGUCCCUCUGGUGAAGGGGAGGUAUCCAGUUGGAGACUUUCCAAGGGAUGUUCAACUCUAUGUUUUCCUUGUUACAAUGAAUUCUGGAGACCACUCCCCUCCUUUUGCAAAUCAGCAUAACUAGGUACCAAUCAAAGUCUGAAUUUAUUUGGCACCGCUAAAUCUUAUGUAAAUGAACUUAAGUAACCAAACUAUGUAAAAGGCUGCUCUGACUAUAAAGUAUGUCUUUGGUGACUAACCUCUAUUAUUGGUAAUUGCUAGCCUUGCCAAUAAAGAGAUUAUGCUUGGA